Molecule: messenger RNA, 1197 nt
Organism: Musa acuminata subsp. malaccensis (wild Malaysian banana)
Lineage: Eukaryota; Viridiplantae; Streptophyta; Magnoliopsida; Zingiberales; Musaceae
Product: PHD finger protein ALFIN-LIKE 3
Biological process (GO): regulation of DNA-templated transcription
Cellular component (GO): nucleus
Molecular function (GO): transcription coregulator activity; histone binding; transcription cis-regulatory region binding
Source: RefSeq, a predicted model, not a curated record
CUUCACUCUCUUUCUUCUCAUUAAUUUUCGCACAAUAUUUUGUAUUUCUCGUCUCCUCCCACCGUUGCUCCUUCGCCCCUCCCAUCGCGAACCCCCUCGAGGCGCUUCUCUCGCCCAAGCCUCUCAGCUUCGAGAUCUAACGGGGGGAUGGACCGUGGAUCGGCCGCCCAGAAUUCGCGCGUGCUGGAGGUCUUCCGCGACAUCAAGGGCCGUCGAGCCGGCAUCCUCAAGGCCCUCACCACCGAUUUCGAGGAGUUCUACCAGCAAUGCGAUCCCGCAAAAGAAAAUCUGUGUCUCUAUGGUUUUCCCACUGAGCAGUGGGAGGUUGAUCUGCCUUCAGAUGAAGUUCCUCCAGAGAUUCCGGAACCUGUUUUGGGUAUUAAUUUUGCUAGAGAUGGAAUGGAAAAGAAAUCCUGGUUAUCCUUGGUUGCUUUACACAGUGAUGCAUGGUUGCUUGCUUUAGCAUCUUAUUUUGGUGGUAGAUUUCAGUUUGAUAAAAAACAGAGGAAAAGCCUUUUGGAUAUGGUAACUGAUCUGCCUACCUUAUGCGAAAUUGUAAGUGGAAAGAAUCAAGAGAAGUCCUCUGGUUCUAAAAACAUCAGUAACAAGUCCAAAUCAAAUUCCAAAUUGAAGGCAUCAGAAUAUCAGGCCAAGAACACAAAAGCAAAGCAUGCCAAGGAAGAGGACGAAGACUUAAUCGAGGAGGACGAUGAAGACAAUUAUCUCUGUGCGGCAUGCGGCGAGAGCUCUGUACCAGAUAACUUCUGGAUCUUCUGCGAUACUUGUGAGAAGUGGUUCCAUGGGAAGUGCGUGAAGGUCACCCCUGCAAAGGCUGAGCACAUCAAGAAUUACAAGUGUCCAUGGUGCAGCAACAAGAGGAUGCGGACCACGUAAAACCAGCAAUGGCAAGAACGCCACAUUAAGCUUCUCGUUUUCCCUUGGUUGGCAUCUUAGCAACCGUGACAACAUUGUAAAGCUUUGUAGAGAAGUUGCAGUUUACGUAAACUGCAGGCAUUACACAACCAUCGCUCGUAAUGCAGAAAUUACUAAUGCAUAGUUAACUCUGAAAAUUUGUACUGGAACUCCUCGUUGGUUCUACUAGCUCAGGUAGGGCAGUUUGCAGACUGAUCUCAGGAUACCUUGUUUAUUCGUGUAUCAAGUAUUCUAAUUAAUUAUGUAACAUAUAGAUCCGUUCUU